Molecule: messenger RNA, 774 nt
Organism: Solanum tuberosum (potato)
Lineage: Eukaryota; Viridiplantae; Streptophyta; Magnoliopsida; Solanales; Solanaceae
Exons: 1
Coding region: 1-774 (257 amino acids)
Source: RefSeq, a predicted model, not a curated record
AUGACAGAUUGUAAGCCUUCUCCUUCUCCAGCAGAUAGCACAUUCCAAUUGUCCAAACAUGGUGAAACCUUUGAUGAUCCAUCAUUAUAUAGGAGUAUUGUUGGGGCUCUUCAAUAUGCGACUAUCACACGACCAGAGAUCUCUUUUUCGGUGAGUUGUGUUUGCCAAUAUAUGCAUAAUCCUACCUUGGAUCAUUGGAAAGCUGUGAAACAGAUUCUUCGUUAUCUCAAAGGCUCUCUUACACAUGGAAUAACCAUCACGCCAUCCACUUCCUCUAUUAUAAAUGUUUACUGUGAUGCAGGGUGGGCUGCUGAUCCUGAUGAUCGUCGUUCUCAUCAUGGAUUUGCUGUAUAUUAUGGUCCUAAUCUAAUCAGUUGGUCCUCGCGAAAGCAAAAGGUAGUAGCUCGGUCUAGCACUGAAGCUGAAUAUCGUGCCAUUGCAUUUGCCGCAUCAGAAGUAUCUUGGAUAACUAGUUUGGUUAAAGAACUUCGAUUGCCCUGUCCUCGUCCUCCCGUGAUAUUCUGUAACAACAUCAGUGCCAUUUAUCUCACUGCCAAUCCUGUCUUUCAUCAAAGGUCGAAGCAUAUUGAAAUUGACUAUCAUUUUGUUCGAGAGAAGGUUGCGUGUGGACAACUUUGUGUUCAAUACAUUCCUUCCACUGAUCAAAUUGCUGAUGUAUUUACUAAAGCUCUAAGCUCCUCUCGAUUUGCUCAUCUACGGUCCAAGCUCACUGUCUCCAAACCCGACAUGUGCUUGCCGGGGGGUGUUAGAUGA